This is a messenger RNA of Porites evermanni, 330 nucleotides long. The record is from the annotation of a GenBank genome assembly. NCBI's taxonomy places the organism in Eukaryota, Metazoa, Cnidaria, Anthozoa, Scleractinia, Poritidae.
AUGGCAAAGCAGUGGUCGCAUGGAUUGUUUAGUUGCUUUGAUGACUGUGGUACGUGCCUUGUAACGUAUUUCUGCCACUGUUACACCGCUGGAAAGAACGCCGAGGCUGUGGGCGAUAGCUGUGUCUUGUGCGGUCUGGCCACCUUUAUCCCUCUCGCCAACUUAUUCUUCAUGGCGCAGAUCCGAUCCAAGAUUCGUGAGCAGAACGGAAUCGAGGGUACGUUCCUGAACGAUCUCAUUGCAACUUGCUGCUGUCCUUUGUGUAUGCUGGUUCAGUCCGCCCAAGAAGUCAAGGGAAGUCCUGGAGCCAUGUCUAUCGCUCGUUCCUGA